Zingiber officinale is the source of this 3549-nucleotide messenger RNA. Its product is annotated as receptor-like protein EIX1. The coding region runs from base 32 to 3340 and encodes 1102 amino acids. The transcript has a single exon. The record is from RefSeq and is a predicted model, not a curated record. Gene Ontology annotation, molecular function: protein binding. NCBI's taxonomy places the organism in Eukaryota, Viridiplantae, Streptophyta, Magnoliopsida, Zingiberales, Zingiberaceae.
AGCAAGUAGUUUACCAAAUUGGAGGAAAACUAUGCCUCUGCACUCGCUCUACUACUCUUUGUUGCUUUGUGGGCUUAUUAUGAUCCUUGCCUUUUCUUUGAAAGAAGCAGCAGUAGCAACACCUACAAGAGGCUGCUCGGAAGUGGAACGGGAUGCCCUGCUCGACUUCAAAACCAACGUCAAAGACCCUUCCCACCGUUUGGCCUCCUGGUCUCCACAGAUAGACUGCUGCAAAUGGAGUGGCGUCGUAUGCAAGACGACCAACAACGCAACUUUGUUCGGAGGCCACCGUGUGGUGGAGCUCAACCUUCAAAAUCCAAAUGUUGAUAAUGAGCAAACUUUCCAUACGGCUCUGCGAGGUGAGAUACUGAGUCCUUCUUUGUUGAACUUGACUCGGUUAGAGCGGUUGAAUCUAAGUUGGAAUGACUUCGAAGGAGCUCAAAUUCCACAAUUCAUGGGCUCUUUUUUGAAUCUCAAGUAUCUUGAGCUUUCUUGGUCCAAUUUUUCUGGAGUCAUUCCUUUUCAACUUGGUAAUCUGUCGAGCCUUUAUCAUCUUGGACUGCAGUCAGCUAGAUGGCUUGCGACUCCAAUUGCCCAUCGUUUGGAUUGGCUCUCAGGACUCUCUUCUUUGAGGUACCUCGACCUUAGCUAUGUGAAUCUCAGUACAGUCUCUCAAAAUUGGUUGUCGGACGUCAACAUGCUCCCUUCCCUACGAGAACUCUAUUUGGUCUAUUGUCAUCUUAAUAACAUCCCCUCUUCAUUUAAUUCUCAUCUCAAUCUCACUUCUCUAGAAAUUCUUGACCUGGAAGCCAAUCCCUUCUACUCCUCCUCCUUGCCCAAUUGGUUGUGGCGACUCACUAAUCUCUCAUUGCUUAGAAUUGAUGCUUCAGGACUGAUACCUGCUGGAAUCAGCAACUUAACUAGACUAAUUCAACUUGAUAUUUCUGGCAACAUAUCUAGUCCCCUACCUGUUGAAAUCUGGAGUCUGAAUCAUCUAGUACUACUUGACCUUAGUGACAAUACAAUGCUAACAGGUCAUAUACCCGCAGAAAUUGCAAAUUUAAGUAGUCUACAAUCAUUAUUUCUUUCUUAUUGUUCACUUAAUAGUCAAAUACCUUCUGAAAUGGGAAACUUGAAUAGUCUAACAACACUCCACCUUUAUUUUAAUUCACUUUCGGGACCCAUACCUAGUGAUAUUGGGAACUUGACUAGUCUAAUAAGUCUUGACCUUUCUUAUAAUUCACUUUCGGGUCCCAUACCUAGUGAGAUUGGGAACUUGACUAGUUUAAUAAGUCUUGACCUUUAUUCUAAUUCACUUUCAAGUCUCAUACCUAUUGAAAUGGGGAACUUGAGUAGUCUAAUAAAUCUUGACCUUUCUUAUAAUUCAUUCUCGGGUCCCAUACCUACUGAGAUUGGAAAACUUUCCAAGUUACAAGUUUUAUUUCUUUACAAUUGUUCACUUAAUGGUCAAAUACCUUUUGAAAUUGGAAACUUAACUAGUUUAAUAAGUCUCGACCUUUCUUAUAAUUCACUUUCGGGUCCCAUACCUACUGAGAUUGGAAAACUUUCCAAGUUACAAGUUUUAUUUCUUUCCAAUUUUUCACUUAAUGGCCAAAUACCUUUUGAAAUUGGAAACUUAACUAGUUUAAUAAGUCUCGACCUUUCUUAUAAUUCACUUUCGGGUCCCAUAGCUAUUGAGAUUGGAAAACUUUCCAAUUUGAAGGAUUUAUACUUAAGGGGAAACUCUCGAAUUACCAUUUCCUUAGACUAUGACUGGAUCCCUUCUUUUCAAUUAGAAAGGCUUGACUUGGCAUCUUGUACAGCAGUGGGUCCUAGGUUUCCACAAUGGCUCCACUCACAGAAAUCCAUGUCUGAGUUGAGUUUGUCCAAUACAAGCAUUAAUGACAUCCUACCUGAUUGGUUUUGGAAUUCAUCUUCUUCCACCUUUUCGGUUAUUGAUCUCUCUCAUAAUAAGCUUAGGGGUACUUUGCCAUCAUCGAUCGAGGUCAUACGAAGCCUUGAAUAUAUAAAUCUACGUUCUAAUAAACUGGAAGGACUUGUUCCUCGUUGGACACUUCAAAUCUGGGCCCUAGACCUAUCUUUUAAUGAUUUUUCUGGGCCUAUACCAUCAUCAAAAAUUUCACCAUCCUACUUAAUCCUUUCGAAUAAUCAUUUCAAUGGGUGCAUACCAUCUUUCAUUUGCAAAUCGGAGCAAUUAGAGGGUUUGGAUUUAUCCUACAACAAAUUAUCCGGAGAGAUACCCAAGUGUUGGCAAGAAGCAAAUAUGAACCUUUACUUUACUCACUUGGGAAACAAUAAGCUCACCGGUGAAAUUCCUAGCUCCAUUGGAAACUUGAUUGGAUUGGUGUCUUUGCAUUUGGACAAUAAUGAUCUCAGUGGACAACUUCCAAUGUCAUUACAAAAUUGCACUAAACUACGUGUCAUUGAUCUCACGGCCAACAACUUUUUAGGAAGUAUACCUACAUGGAUGGGACAAAAUUUGCAACAAUUGACUAUUCUUAUAUUACGGUCAAAUAUGUUUUCUGGCAUUAUUCCUUCAAAUCUCGGAGAACUGAGCAAGCUUCAUGUUCUUGACCUUGCCAAUAACAAUUUAAGAGGGUCUAUACCAUGUUCCUUUGGCAAUUUCAGUGCAAUAAGAUUGACAUCAAGAGCAACCGAUGACACAAUUUCAAUUGAAGGAUCAAUCGAUGGUUUUGAAUACGGAGAAAGUGAUAGUGUAUCAAUAGUUACAAAGGGAUAUAAAUAUAGAUUUUCAUCUAUUCUCUAUUUGGUAAAGAUUAUAGAUCUUUCAAGUAAUAGUCUUACAGGUGAGUUUCCUACGACAUUAGGAUCUCUUGUAGGACUUCAAACUUUGAAUUUGUCAAGGAACUUUUUAAGAGGCAGGAUUCCAGAUACUAUUGGUGGAAUGAAGUCAUCGGAAACAUUGGAUUUAUCUUUCAACAACUUAUCAGGCGUUAUUCCUCAAGAUUUGUCAAAAUUGACUGCUUUGGACCAUUUAAAUCUUUCUUACAAUAAUUUGUCAGGGGAUAUUCCUUCCGGAUUUCAACUUCAAACACUUCUAGAUGCUUCCAUUUAUAUGGGCAAUGCUUAUCUUUGUGGGGAUUUGAUUAAUAAAAGUUGCUCUAAUGAUGUCGACAACAAUGUGACAAAGGAAGAGUUGCAAAAGAGUAAAUCACAAAUAUUUCUAUCAAUUUACUUUGGUGCCUCACUUGGUUAUGUGAUUGGAUUAUGGAGUGUGUUUAUAAUCCUACUAUCCAAACACAAUUGGAGGAAUUUGUAUUUUCAUUUGAUUGACAAAGUUCAUGUACCAUUAAUUUAGGGUAACUAAAUAAUGUUUAGGCAAACUGUGGGACAAAAUCCAAGUUAAUAUCAAUGUAACUAUUCAGAUACUUAAUAUAAAGUUAAUAGAUGUUGGUGCAAUAUCCCUUAGGUCAAGGUUGACUGGUUUGACCAAGCUUGAGGCUUGGUCAUAGUUUCGAUGUUUGACAAUACAUGUAGACACAUGGACAAUGCAUGUGCAGUUGUUCA